GUGGGCGGGGCCUAAGCGGGGAGUGACAGGUUCCCGGUUUUCCCUCAGAGAGUCAUGGCUGCCGCCGCGUCUGCUUUGCCUGCUCCCGCCUUCUGCCGGCCGUCGGGAGACGCUGAGCGGCCGCCUUCGCACCUGGCAGCAUUAAUACUGGCCCGCGGCGGAAGCAAAGGCAUCCCGCUGAAGAACAUUAAGCUCCUCGCAGGGGUCCCGCUGAUUGGCUGGGUGCUGAGGGCAGCCCUCGAUUCGGGCGUCUUUCAGAGUGUUUGGGUUUCCACGGACCACGAUGAAAUUGAGAAAGUGGCCAAGCAGUUUGGAGCUCAGGUUCAUCGAAGGAGCUCAGAAGUGUCCAAAGAUUCCUCCACCUCCAUGGACGCCAUUGUGGAAUUUCUCCAGUAUCAUGACGAAGUUGAUGUUAUAGGAAACAUUCAAGCAACCUCUCCCUGUUUGCAUCCCACCGAUCUUAUCAGAGUGGCCAAAAUGAUCCAGGAGGAUGGGUUUGACUCUGUUUUCUCUGUUGUGAGGCGUCACCAGUUUAGGUGGAGCGAAAUCAAAAAAGGAGUGUGUGACGUGACUGUGCCACAAAAUCUGAACCCGGCCAAACGGCCACGGCGCCAGGACUGGGAUGGAGAGCUGUAUGAAAAUGGGUCCUUUUAUUUUGCCAAAAGAGCCUUGAUUGAAAAGGGGUAUUUGCAGGGUGGGAAAAUGGCUUAUUAUGAAAUGCGUGCCGAGCACAGCGUGGAUAUAGAUGUUGACAUUGACUGGCCGAUUGCAGAGCAAAGGGUCCUGAGGUAUGGCUACUUUGGUAAAGAGACCCUGAAGGAGGUGAAACUGCUGGUUUGUACUAUUGAUGGAUGCCUCACCACUGGCCACAUCUAUGUUUCAGAAGAUGCGAAGGAGAUAGUUUCCUAUGAUGUCAGAGAUGCUGUGGGGAUUAACUUGCUUCAGAAAAGAGGUGUUGAGGUGCGGAUGAUCUCUGAGAGGAAAUGCUCGGCCAAGAUGCUUUCUGCCGUGACGCUGGAUUGUGUUAUGGAAGUCAGCGUGACAGACAAGCUACAACUUGUAGAGAAAUGGAGGAAGGAAAUGGGGUUGUGCUGGAAGGAAGUGGCAUACUUAGGAAAUGAAGAGUCCGAUGUGGAGUGCCUGAAGAAAGCCGGUAUGAGCGCUGUUCCUGCCGACGGUUGCCCAGCUGCACAGAAAGCCACGAGCUACAUCUGCAAAUGUAAUGGGGGCCGUGGCGCCAUCCGAGAGUUUGCCGAGCACAUAUUUCUCCUAAUGGAAAAGGUGAACUCAGCCGGAAAGAAGCCACGAUGUUAAAGGCCUAAAGCUGGGUGAAGAAGUCUUUUGAUUCCAUUUUGUUGGUCGCUUUGUUUACUCGUGCCUUUUUAAAAACAUUUUGGGAAGUCAAGGGGCAAUGCCAGGAAUUAUUUAAAGCAUCCAUUUUCAGGCACUUUAACCAAAUAGUCAAAUGUCCUCUGCCAGAUCUUUGCUGGUAUUCACAGCCAGCCAGUUGAAGGUAGCCUUGUUCAGUAUAAUCCCACUGAAAUGUUUGUAGCAUCAAUGCCCAUCCUUUUUCUUGGAGGAUUCUGACAUUUUGAUUUUUAGAAGCAGUUGCAUGAUUCUGCCAUGGACACAAGGCUAUGGUGCAAGGAACUGAUACUUUCCUCGCAGAGAAUGGUCUUCCCUCUUCCACGAAGCAGUAAUACAAGGGCAUUUUAGGAAUUGUGCAUCUGCAUCAGGUUAUAUCUUAAGGACUCCCAAAAUUGCAAAAGACUGAAUCCCACCCUUACUUUCAUUUGAAUAGAUGUUGCGGGAUGUCAUUGCUUAGUGACAGAGCACAUGUUUUGCAUGCAGAAGGUCCCAGGUUCUAAGCAUAAGCAAGAUUGGUGAUUGAAUUUUUUUUUCAUAAUUUUGGGGCUCCAGCCCUAACCAAUGUAGUUGGGGAAGAUGGGAGGUGUGAUUGAAGCUGCUGGAGCUGGUGAUGUGAAAUAGCCAAUCACCAGAACAUGGAUAUUUCCUCAGUUUGAGCUGCAUCAUUCAGAAUCAUCUAACAAAUAUGGCCAUGCUGUUUGGUGAAUUCCCAAAAAGCAACCUUUACAAACUCUGCCUGAGAUUCUGAAGAGUCUGUUAGUCCUGGUUGUUCCAUGGAUUCUUCACUAUGUCUUUAGUCAUCAAAUCUGAUGUUCUGCUUUCUGGCUUACCCUGUCCUUUCACUCUUAUUUACGAGCCUGUUCGUGCAGUCAGCAAUCAUUGAAUAUUUUCCCCUUGGAGUGUACCAUUGGGGUGAGGGCUGAAUAUUAGAAUUCUGAAAGAGCUAUUCUUCCAAAUAGGAAACAAAAUGCAUUUUUCCCAGACAUGCUAUUUGUUCAAUUCAGGAGGGUGGCAGUGGAGAGCUGUUCAAGCAGUUAUGAGAAAAAAAAAUCAGAUAGUCAAUCCCUAUAGAAGAAGAACAGGCUAAAAAUUCAGGUGUUUCUCAAGGCUAUACCAAACAAGAGGGUGGAUUUUUCAGUGCCACUUAGUGUGUAAGGUAAAGGGAACUCUAGGCUAGGGGUCCCCAAACUAAGGCCCGGGGGCCAGAUGCUGCCCUCCGAGGUCAUUUACCUGGCCCCCGCCCUCAGUUUUAUAAUAUAAUAUAUUGUAUAUACAUAUAAUAUUGAUAAUAAUAUUAUAAUGUAAUACAAUAUAACACUAAUAAUAAUACCAUAUAAUAAUAAUAUUAAUUAUAUAUUCUAUAUUACAUAUAAUAUUACUAAUAAUAUUACAGUAUAGUGGUAUAGUUCAAUAAAGUAAUAUAUAAUGCUAAUAUUGUGCUAUGCUAAUAAUAUAAUAUAUUGUAUGUACAUAUAAUUUGUAAGCCACUCUGAGUCCCCUUUGGGGUGAGAAGGGUGUGAUACAAAUGUAGUAAAUAAAUGCAGUAAAUAAAUAAAUAAUAAAUAAAUACAUUUUAGACUUAGGCUAGCCCAAAGUCUGAAAUGACUUGAAGGCACACAACAACAACAACAACAACAACAACCCUAAUUAACUUGACUAUCUCAUUGGCCAGAAGCAGGAGCACACUUUCCAUUGAAAUCCUGAUAAAUGUAUGUUGGUUAACAUUAUUUUUAUUUUUAAAUAUUGUAUUGUUCUUUCAUUGUUGUUGUUUUUGCACUACAAAUAAGACAUGUGCAGUGUGCAUCGGAAUUUAUUUGUAUUUUUUUUUCAAAUGAUAAUCCGGCCCCUCAACAGUCUGAAGGAUUGUGGACCGGCCCUCGGCUUAAAAAGUUUGAGGACCCCUGCUCUAGGCCUUCCAGAGAUGUUCCAACUCUCAUCCAUCCAUCAUCCCAUCCAUCAUAGUCCAGUAUUGUGGAUGUCAUUGGCUGUUAGAUUCGAGACAUUGUAAUCCAGAAAAGUCAGUUUUCCAAUCUCUACCAAGCCCAAAUGUUUGGAAGGCCAAAUGUUCCCCACCUCUGGUUUAAAAUCUAUUUGAGGUGUUUGCUAUCUGCUGCCUAUACAGGAUACCUGGAAGGCUAUAUUGACAUGUUACCACAGGAGGCAUAGGGUUGGAGAUUGAUCCACAUGCAGUUCUGAAAUAGUAAGCUGGAUCCAUGCUCCCUGUGUGUUCCCUAACAAAUUGACUGUAUUUAAUGUUACCUAGCAUUUAGUUCCUAUUUGUGCAUAUAUUCACUCUGCAUUGGAAAUUGAUAUAUGAGGCUUGCUUUGUAGUGAGUCAUACAGAGAUAACACAGAAGUACUAGCCAAGGAUUGGCAAUCUGCAGCUGUCCAGGUUUUGGACUGCAACUCCCAUCAGCCUUAGCAAACGUUAGCCAGUGAUGAAGGGUCAUAGGAAUCAACCUAAAAACAUGUUGAGGGCCACAAGCUACCUUUCCCUAGGACCACAUAGGCACCAUGGAGCUCUUUCUAAGGGAGGGCAAUUCUAGUUAACAAUCUUAAUGUUAUCACUGUUUGGUACUGUGCUGGGACUUUGCCAGAAGGAACGGGGCACAUUCCAUAUUUAAUGCUUCUGAUGAGUGCCCUCUUUAUCAGAUGACUGCUAUAAUUCUUCUGUUUUAUAUUUGUUUUAAAUUGCAGUGAAAUAUCGAUUGUGAUUUUUUUUUGUUUUAUAAUAUACUUUGAGACUCUUGUUUAUUUUUUCCUACAUGUUUGGAGUACAGAUGGGAGGCUUUCUGAGGUUCAAAGCAGUGUAGUCAUUUGAGUGUUGGAAUGCAAUUCUGGAGACCAGGGUUCAUUACCUCACUCAGCCAUGAAACCCACUGGGUUAUCUUGGGCCAGUGAUAUGCUCUCAGCCACAGAAGAAGACAAGGGUAAAUAUUCUGAAGACAUUUGCUCAGAAAACCUCAUGACCUUAGGGUUGUCGUAGGUCAGAAACAACACAACAAGCUCAUGUGACGGAAUAAUAAAUAAAAAAAACUUUAUUUAUAUACUGCCCUAUCUCCUCAAGGGACUCAGAGCCGUGUCCAGUAUACCAGGAAAUAUACAAUUCACGCUCCAUAGAAAAUGAACACAUUGUGGGAGGUGCUAAGGCUGGAAUUCUCCAAACAUGUAGAGUUAUCUGUUGAUUCCAGUUCCAACUAUGCAAUCAAUUUAGUUUGGUUUUGUUUUGCUUCUAACAUUCAGGUUUUUCAACAUAUUUGGGGCAUCCUUAUAUAAACCAGAAUGGCUGUAAACAUGAGUAAUGGGGCAGGAGGAAGACAGAAAUCAAUAGUUAACCAGCUUGACUACUCAGCACUUAAUCUUAGGACUGAAUUAUCACCUGAUGUAAUCAGAAGAAAAAUCAACAAGAAAUUGCCUAAACAAAUUCUUAGGGACUAAUAAAUGAAGGAGUUCUACUGAGAAAAAAUGGUGUCAAAGAAGAGGGUUUUUUACUGAUUUACUUUGUGGAUUAUGUAGAUAUUGGUGGUGAAAAUAAAUUAUAAUAAAGCUGUUUUUAUUUUUAAAAAAGAA
Anolis carolinensis (green anole) is the source of this 4938-nucleotide messenger RNA. It is a transcript of the gene cmas, whose product is annotated as cytidine monophosphate N-acetylneuraminic acid synthetase. The transcript is spliced from 8 exons. NCBI's taxonomy places the organism in Eukaryota, Metazoa, Chordata, Lepidosauria, Squamata, Anolidae. The coding region runs from base 55 to 1314 and encodes 419 amino acids. Gene Ontology annotation, molecular function: N-acylneuraminate cytidylyltransferase activity. The record is from RefSeq and is a predicted model, not a curated record.